AUGUGGUCGCUGCUGGAGUCACCGCUUACAGGCAACAUUCGGACAGGCCAAUUGGCGGUGCUGGCCUCAAUCUCGGUUCUGAUUGUCAUAGCUUUGUUCAAUGCCCUGCUCGCCAAAGGCACUGGAGCCCACAAGCUGCCUGACCUGCCGAUCGCUUUGCAGGAAGAACUGCCGAAUGAAAAGGAUCGGAUUGAGCGUUAUGUCAAUGAUACGAGAGAGCUCUUGAUCCACGGGUAUCGAGUGUUCAAGGACCAAGUGUUUGGGAUCAACACUACCGAAGGGACUAAUAUUGUUCUUCCACUGAAGUAUCUGGACGAUCUGAAAGGCCAUAGGACUUUGACGUUCGGUGCCUUCCUAGAGGAACAGUUUACCCUAAAGGAAUAUACCAAACUAGGAAACCUUACAGAGGCACAGAUCCAGGUCUACAUCAGAGACUUCAAUCCACUGCUGCGUAUGUUGUCCUUCCUCCUUGACGAGACAGUCACUUAUACUACUCCAGCACAAUAUGUCCCAACUAUCCAUCGUUGGAUUUGUGAAUAUUUCCCCAUCGGAGAAUGUGAAUCUUGGACUACUACCAAGCCCUAUGUGCCCCUAAAUAGACUAGUCUCGAGGAUCUGUGCGAGAAUGUUUCUCGGUGAGGCUGCUGCUCGGGACGAUCGAUGGCUCGAUGUCGCUGCCGUCUAUAUCAAAACUGUGGAGCACUGGAUCACCAACUUGAAGAAAUGGCCAAAAUCACUUCGUCCGCUGGUGUGGCGAUUUGUCGACGGUCGAAGACAAGCAUGGCAACAGUUCGAAGAGGGUAGAAUGAUCGUGUCGGAGUCUCUGCGAAAGAAGAAGGCAAAUGGCAACAAACCUCUGAACGAUCCGCCGUCGCUGAUGGACUGCCUCACAUCGGGCCAAUACUCCGACUCCAUCAACGAUACCGAGUACCACACUAUUGCCCAGAUGAAUCUGUGCGUGGCGGCAAUCCAGGCUCAGGCUGCAACUGUGAUGCAGUGUUUGAUCGACGCGUCCGGAUAUCCCGAAUACAUCCCCGAGCUCCGUGAAGAAAUUGAGCAAACUCUGCAGUCAUCUGGUGGUGUUUGGACGAAGCAGGCCCUGGACCGACUCUUGAAGCUCGACAGCUUUUUGAAAGAGACUCAACGUCUCAAUUCGCCUGACUUGACAUCCUACCAAAGACGAGUAAUGCAACCUCUUACACUUUCAAACGGGAUGCGCAUCCCCAGGGGUGCCACGCUCGUCAUUCCCACCGGAGCUAUCAACAUGGACGGCCAAUACUUUGAGUCUCCAGAACAAUUCGAUGGGUUCCGAUUCUACAGAAAGCGAUUGGAGAGUGAAGAGAACGCAAAGAAACACCAGUUGGUCACGGUGGGCAAGUACGACCUUGCCUGGGGCUACGGCCGACACGCCUGUCCGGGGAGAUUUAUGGCCGAUAUUGUAAUGAAGCUCAUCAUGAUUGAAUUCUUGACGAGGUACGAUGUCAAGUACCCGACCAGCCAGGCCAGGCCUGAGAACGUCAUCUACGAAGGAAUUCUUGCACCAGAUCCGGAAUGGGAGCUCUCUUUCAAAAAGAGAUGUUAG
Fonsecaea monophora is the source of this 1581-nucleotide messenger RNA. RefSeq lists its product as hypothetical. The transcript is spliced from 7 exons. Bases 1 to 1581 code for a protein of 526 amino acids. NCBI's taxonomy places the organism in Eukaryota, Fungi, Ascomycota, Eurotiomycetes, Chaetothyriales, Herpotrichiellaceae. Gene Ontology annotation, molecular function: iron ion binding; heme binding; monooxygenase activity. The record is from RefSeq and is a predicted model, not a curated record.